AUGCGUUCUAGAAUGGACCUUCGACUUGACCCUUCGCCAACCAUUUUUGAAUCCAAGGAUCUCCACCGCCACGACAAUAGAUCUUCUCACAUGAUGCCCGAUUUGCCAUUCUCUUCUCACGGUCCGCUACCUAUACCGUCCCGUCCCGCCAUGAAUACUGCGCCCCCGCCACUUCCUCCGCCCUCGAGGAUCCGCGAUUUGGAGAACGGUUAUGACGCUGGCUGGGUGCAUGGAAAUCCUGGACGAUCGAUAAAUGCACUUCCCCCAAUCAAUCCGAAUUCGAGUUUAUUUGGUGGCCAUCGAAGGCCCGAUGCGGUACCUAGAAGCGAUCCUAUGGCGGUAGAUGAACUGGAAGGAAGGCACGGUGGAGUGCCAAUCACACGCAGUCCUGAGGCGCAGAUUAAGAUUGAGCCGCCUCCUCCAACAGAUGACGGAUUCCCAAGUUCUAUAGCUGUCAGCUCAACAGGCCCGAUUCUCAAGGGCGAGCGAGACUUCUCAUUGCGAAGUGUGAAGGACUCGUCAAACGCUUAUGAUCAGCAUCUUCUUUCGAAAAUUGGCAACUCGCUUUCGCCACAUGGAUCCCUCGGGCAUGGAUCAGAUCACCGGGGCUCCAUUGACCACCGAGGGUCCAUUCCAGCACUUACUGUUCCGUCGCGUACAUCUAGCAAUUUGCCCUCGCCGGGGCCAUCGGAAGGCUCAACUCUCGAUGUGAAGUGGUACAACAGCCCUCAAUCGGCUGGAGGCGUAUCUCCUAUGAGUAAGAUGAGCUGGAAGGAGUAUCUUGAAGGCGGUCGCAGCCCAAGUGUCGAGAGUACUGCUCCUUCAUCGGCAAUGGACUAUGACUCUACAUACAUGCGGGAUAUUGGGCGACGGCGAUAUCGAGGAACGACACCUUCCCGAGAAGACAGCGUCAGCCUGCCCAGCCGAUCAAAUCGGGGAAGUUAUGAUCAGGCCGUAUUCUCGGACAUUGAAGGUGAAUUUGCCCCAGAUGACCCCGCGCCGCCGCGACAGUUCGUACUCCGUGAGCCUACUCCUCCGUAUCCAGAGGGCUCCAAGCAGGGCAUGAAGCGACGAGCAUCGUCGCCUCCCCGGGAGCCUAUCAGCGACGAUAGAAAUACCCUUCACCUGGCCACGAGCAAUGGCGAUCUUUCUCAACGCAGGACGAGUGGGCAUCCAUUCACGAAUACGUUGUCGGUAAACAACAGCGGCUAUCCAACUAGCCAAAGGACUCUUUCCGCUGCAUCCUCCCUGAGUAUUCGGACUUCCGGUUCUUACUCGUCUGCGCUGUCCAUCGGAGGAAGCAGCAUGACCAGCCUCUCGCCAUACGACCGACCCUCUCCCGGGGGACUAUCUCCCAAUUCCGACCUCGACACCUAUCACGAAAAGUCCAUCUUAAAUCCUAGCUCCCCAGUAGCACUCGUGACCAUCCCCCGGGGCACCCACUCCCUCGAGCCCCCUCUCACAGACUCUACGGGCAAAGUGCCCAUGGCACCCAUCCUCAGCAUUCCCAAGGCCCCUCUGAAGAUCAGUGGUCUAUACAUCUGCGAUUGUUGUCCCAAAAAGCCCAAGAAAUUCGACAAUCCAGACGAUCUCCGGGCCCAUGAGAUGGAAAAGCAAUACGCGUGCCAAUACUGCAGCAACCGAUUCAAAAACAAAAACGAAGCUGAGCGCCACCAAAACUCCCUCCAUCUCCGUCGCCAUUCCUGGUCUUGCGCCGCCCUUCGAAGCUUCCAAGCCGCCUUUCACGGCUCCGUCUCAUCGUCCUGCCAAACUCCCGCCGGACCCUCUCACGACACAUGCGGGUACUGUGGUGAAGAAUUCACGAAUUUUCCACGUCCCGAUUGGGACCGUCGAUUUGAACAUUUGACUAGCGUGCAUAAAUUCGGCGAAUGCAAUAACGCAAAGAAGUUUUUCCGUGCGGAUCACUUCCGCCAGCAUUUGAAGCAUAGUCAUGCAGGGACAAGUGGAAAGUGGACGAACAUCUUGGAGAAUGCUUGCAUGAAAGAGGAAGCGCCGCCCGAACCGAGAGAUAGGUCUGGUUCCAGUGCUAGUGCGGCUGGUCAGGCGCAGUCGAAUUCGGGAUCUUUGACCUCGAAUACUAUCGAUGAGGUUCCCAGUGAGCAAUGA
Molecule: messenger RNA, 2127 nt
Organism: Penicillium maclennaniae
Lineage: Eukaryota; Fungi; Ascomycota; Eurotiomycetes; Eurotiales; Aspergillaceae
Gene: znfA
Product: putative C2H2 finger domain protein
Exons: 2
Coding region: 1-2127 (708 amino acids)
Source: RefSeq, a predicted model, not a curated record